GUACGAUUUUCAAAACACUAAGUGCUAUAAAAAAAAGGGUCAACCUUUUUAUUUAUUUUUUCUAAAAACAAUUUAAACUCUGCAGUAAAUUCCAACUCCCGAACACGUUAAAAGCUAAAUUAAAAAAUUGUACCAAUUCAGGUGAUUAGGAGAUCUUAACAAGAAAAAACGUUAACUUUAAUUGUGUCGAAGCUAUAAUACCAUUCACAGGUAAAUUUUUUAUAGCCUAACGUCUUUGUGUAGUAUAUGCUAUAGUUGUUUUGACAAAUAAGCAGCUUCUUGGAGACAAAAGACAAAGGUAAAAUUUCAAAACGAUAUCUCAAAAACUAUGCGACUAUUUCGCGUAUACACAAUAGAACAGACUGACAUAGCUUAAACUACUCAGCUCCUUACGCCGAUCAUUUAUACAUAUAUGUACAUGUUACAAACAUCUUAAUAUACCUUAUUCAGGGUAUAAAACUACAAAAAACCAAUUGUGUUAUUCUGUUAUAAGUUCCUUAUAUUUAGCCAAAUGCGCAGCACACCACAUAAAAUGCAUUCAGUGUGCAGCAGCCGUUAGCAAUAUCAACAAGUGCCAUUGCAAUAAAAAAUCGUCUAUUUUAAAAGUACCAGUAAGGUACUUCUACGCGCGACAAAUUCCCCAUAAUUGGCCUACCUAAAAGUAUGCAUAAAUUAAGUUUGUAAAAGAGUUAAAAAAGUUCAAAAAAAAAAGAAAAAAAUAUUUGAAAUCGUUUAAAAAUGUCGAUAAUCGAAUUGGAAUCAUUAUUGUAUCGCAAACGGAAUGUGGUAUAUGCUUUUGUGCGCCAUAAGCUAAUGCUGCUCUGUAAACAGUCGUUGAUACGCGUGCAGUCCGCUGAAGGCAUAAAACGUAUCGAGAUUUCGCCGAAAGCUAACUUAAAGGAGCUCUUCGAAAUGGUGCAUCACAAUCUCAAAAUUGACGGCUUCGGACUCUUCAAGGAGCGCAAUUUUCUUACAGAGUUGCAUUCUAGUCAGUCGCAGAAAAUUGGCAACUGUCUUAAACAUGGUGACAUGCUGUUUCUAAAGAAAAUAGCUGGUGGAUCGAUUCGUCGUACUAGCACCACAGCCAUUGAUGAUUUUGAGACUUCGAGCGUUAAUUUAACGGCAGCAAGCAGCACGAAAUUAUUUCAGCCAUCUACCGCCGUCAUGGAAGAUGAAGUGGAUCAAACGUUAGCCAAAAUAGAUGGCUUAAUAGAACGUCCACGUGAUGCCAAACUCUGUCGUCACAAUGCCAAUGGUCGUUGUGUGCAUUGCUCACCACUUGAACCGUACGAUGAUAACUAUCUGAAGGAGCAAAAGAUCAAACAUUUGUCUUUCCAUUCAUAUAUACGCAAACAAAAGUCGGGCAUUGAUCGUGGCAAGUAUGUCGCUUUCGAUGAUAUCAAUUGCCGCAUAAAGCCAGGCUGUCGUGAGCAUCCUCCAUGGCCCAAGGGUAUCUGUUCCAAAUGUCAGCCAUCGGCUGUAACGCUAAAUCGUCAAAUUUAUCGACAUGUUGAUAAUAUUAUGUUCGAGAAUCCAACAAUAAUUGAGCGUUUUCUCGACUAUUGGCGUACAACAGCUCAUCAGAGAAUGGGUUACCUAUAUGGUACCUAUGAGGUACAUGCCGAUGUGCCACUUGGUAUACGUGCAACUGUGGCGGCCAUUUACGAGCCGCCACAGGAAUCGACACGUGAUUCGAUUCGAUUGUUGGACGACGAAGCAGCUGCUGAGGUGGAUGAGUUGGCGCAGGCUUUGGGUUUAAAGAAAGUUGGUUGGAUUUUCACUGAUCUCAUAACCGAUGAUCCAGCUGUUGGUAGUGUCAAGCACUUACGUGGCAUUGAGACGCAUUUCCUCACUGCGCAGGAGUGCAUCACCGCGGGUGAACUGCAAAAUCGCCACCCGAAUCCAUGCAAAUAUGGCUCUAGUGGUUACUUUGGCUCGAAAUUCGUUACAGUGUGUGUAACAGGCGAUAGCAGCAAGCAAGUGCAUACAGAGGGAUAUGCUGUAUCAGCUCAAUGCAUGGCUUUGGUGCGUGACAAUUGCUUAAUACCCACCAAAGAUGCACCCGAAUUGGGUUAUGUACGUGAAUCAACAGAUAAACAAUAUGUUCCAGACGUAUAUUAUAAGGUGAGUCAAAUAUUUCUUGGUUUUCUACUAUAA
Molecule: messenger RNA, 2157 nt
Organism: Bactrocera oleae (olive fruit fly)
Lineage: Eukaryota; Metazoa; Arthropoda; Insecta; Diptera; Tephritidae
Source: RefSeq, a predicted model, not a curated record